This is a messenger RNA of Saprolegnia parasitica CBS 223.65, 1667 nucleotides long. RefSeq lists its product as hypothetical. The transcript has a single exon. Bases 220 to 1632 code for a protein of 470 amino acids. NCBI's taxonomy places the organism in Eukaryota, Oomycota, Saprolegniomycetes, Saprolegniales, Saprolegniaceae. The record is from RefSeq and is a predicted model, not a curated record.
AAAAUUCGAACCCGUUCACGCCUUUUCGAGAAAUACCGAGCCGAGCUCACCUCCAGCCCACCAAGCAACUCGCCAACCGUAGCGAGAGUGAGCGACACAGGACGUCGCCGUCGCUAGAUGGUGCGGUACAAGCCAGUGACAACGCCGCAAGCCUAAAGGCUAUAAAGGCACUCGUGCAUUCAACGACUUUGCCGAGGCAACGGAGGGAGCUAGCCGAGGAUGAUUACUCCGACACGCAGCGCUCCAGCGUGUGGUCUGAACGAGCGAUGCAACUACUGGUUGUGGGCAGGUGUUCCGCCCUAUCACAUGCGCGGCGACAGGCGGUGGCAAGUGGCACAUGCCGAUUUUUACUUGGCGAAAGCGAUGCUCCGGACAUUCUAUGGGCGCGCGACGCUGUCUGCCGACUGGAGCGGCGAGUACGAGGAGAAGUCGGCGGGCUGGUUCGAGCUCUUCCUCGACCUCAUCAUGGUCGCUGCCUGCUCCAACGUCGCCGAAGGCCUCAAGGAAGACGUGAGCGUCCAUGGCCUCCUCCUCUUUGGUGCCAUGAGCCUCGUGUACGUCUCGGUGUGGCACAUGUAUACGCUCUUCAACGCGCGCUACAGCGAGACGUCGCUGCUGCACUAUCUCUUCCUGUACAUGCUUCUCGUCGGCCUCGGCACAAUGGUACUGUCGUCGGAGCCGUCACCGACCUUUACACUCGGCCUCAUCGUCUUGCGCUCGUCGAUCGUGCUGAUGAAGCUCUCGGUCUAUGGCUGCCUCCCGCGCGCACGUCCCAAGCUCCGUGUUGACGUUUCGCUGCAGCUUGUCUCGAUCGCACUGCUGAUUGCGAGCUUGCACCUGCCGCCGUCGUUCACGCUGCCGACAUACCUUCUCGGCUUCGUGCUCGAAUCGGUCAUGCAGUUUGCAUCCGCGGUCUGGCUCCGCUUUCGCACCGUGCACGUCCCACUCAACAUUGACCACAUGAACGAGCGCGAGGGCUGCCUCGUCAUGGUCGCGCUCGGCGAGUCGGUCGUGAGCGCCGUCAUCAACAGCCGCGACCUUGUGCUCACGCCGCGCUUCUACGUCGCCAUGCAGCUCUCGCUCUUUGUGAUCCUGUCGCUUGCGAUCUACUACUUUUCGCUGCAGCCGCCGCGCGAGCUCCACGCACUGCGCCGGUCGUACGUCACGGGCUUUGUGUUCACGUACGUGCACUUUGCGCUCGUGCCGACCUUGCUCGUCGUUGGCGUCGGCACCAAGCUCGUGUCGGCGGCCGUCUUGGCCGACGAGUUGCUCGCGCCAACGUCCGUAUGGCUCUUCUUUGGUGCGAUCUCGGCUGCGAUGACGCUCAUGCUUGUGCUGCGUCUCCUGCAUUUUGGCGGCCGCCAACCCGAAGCGACGGACCCGCCGUGCGUCAAGCGCAUCAAGUACGCCUGGUGGAGCAUCUUUGUCGUGUGGCCCCUUCUGCUCUUGGUAUGCGCAUACGCGUUGAGCUGGCAAGGACCCGUGGACCCGAUCACCGCGCUCAGCGUCGCUGUUGCGUGCGUUGUCGUGUGGCUUGUGAGCGAGACGGCCAUCAUGCACCUUCUCGCCGCGACGGGCUACGGCGACAUCCACCACCUUCGCACUGAAAAAAGCCCGCUGCUGUCGAGCUAGGCGGCAGACCUCGCAUCAGACCAUCAAUGCAGGAG